AUGGACCGGUUAACUAGGAUGCUCGCCGCCGCCCAAGGUGGCAUGGGCGGUAUGGGAGGGCCCCAGGGCGACACCAACCUGAUCGAUAACUCCGAAACUGUCUACAUUUCCUCCCUGGCGCUCCUCAAGAUGCUGCGGCACGGUCGCGCGGGUGUACCCAUGGAAGUCAUGGGCCUGAUGCUGGGCGAGUUCGUGGAUGACUACACAGUACGAGUGGUGGAUGUCUUUGCCAUGCCGCAGUCAGGAACCGGUGUGUCCGUCGAGGCCGUAGACCCCGUCUUCCAAACCAAGAUGAUGGACAUGUUGAGGCAAACAGGAAGGCAAGAGACCGUCGUCGGCUGGUACCACUCACAUCCUGGUUUCGGCUGCUGGCUGUCCUCGGUCGAUAUCAACACACAGCAGUCGUUCGAGCAGCUCACACCCCGCGCCGUCGCCGUCGUCGUCGACCCCAUCCAGUCGGUCAAGGGCAAAGUCGUCAUCGAUGCCUUCCGCCUCAUCAACCCGCAAGCCCUCAUGAUGGGCCAUGAGCCCCGCCAGACAACCUCCAACGUCGGUCACCUCAACAAGCCAUCGAUUCAGGCGCUUAUCCACGGCCUCAACCGCCACUACUACUCCAUCGGCAUCAACUACCGCAAGACUGCGCUGGAGGAGAACAUGCUGAUGAACCUGCACAAGCACGUAUGGACAGAGGCGCUGCUGAUGGACGACUUCAAGGGCGAGGGCGAGCGGAAUACCGACAGGCUGCAGAAGCUCGUCACACUGGCAGACGGCUACGAGAAGCGAGUGAAGGAGGAGACGGAGUUGACCAAGGACCAACUAAAGACGCGAUACGUCGGAAAGGUCGACCCCAAGAAGCACAUCUCAGACGUCGGCCAGCAGCUCAUCGAAGACAACAUCGUCUCCGUCUCACGGCAGAUGAUCGACAAGGAAGCCUCGGUACCAAAGUCGAACUCGCGGCAAAACGGCCAGUCAAGCGGCGGCGACGACAUGGAGAUGGAGGAGUAG
Alternaria incomplexa is the source of this 1005-nucleotide messenger RNA. RefSeq names its product multicatalytic endopeptidase (gene RPN11). The coding region runs from base 1 to 1005 and encodes 334 amino acids. The transcript is spliced from 3 exons. Gene Ontology annotation, biological process: protein deubiquitination; proteasome-mediated ubiquitin-dependent protein catabolic process. Lineage: Eukaryota; Fungi; Ascomycota; Dothideomycetes; Pleosporales; Pleosporaceae. Gene Ontology annotation, cellular component: proteasome regulatory particle, lid subcomplex. Gene Ontology annotation, molecular function: protein binding; proteasome binding; metallopeptidase activity. The record is from RefSeq and is a predicted model, not a curated record.